AUGAGAGCUGACUCCAAGUUCCAGGAAGGCUGUGGGCAAGUCCAACGCCGGAUGAACACUCGGCUUCACUUCAGGAGGAUGACCUAUUCCCCCGAGCCUGGACUCCUCAACUCAUUCUGCCUUCGGAGCGGGGAGAUGUUUCCGAAGCAUGCUGAUGCCCUCGUAACUGGCAAGCCUCGCAAUAGCGCCGACCUCUUCACGUGCUCUCCGAAGAAGCUGAAUACUUGGAUGGCUGCUGAGGACUGUAGUUACGAGCAGCCGAACAUCCUGUGUACGGGGGCAGUGAGGUCCGACCGCCGGUGCUCGAGCCUCCGGGCCAACUCUCCGGAACUCAAGCAGGCGAGCGGGUUCCAAACCAGGCAGAACAACGAGCUCCGAACUAACAUACCCGGGCUCUCCAGGGGAAGAACUGUGCUUGGUUGCCCAUGA
Neurospora hispaniola is the source of this 429-nucleotide messenger RNA. RefSeq lists its product as uncharacterized. The record is from RefSeq and is a predicted model, not a curated record. NCBI's taxonomy places the organism in Eukaryota, Fungi, Ascomycota, Sordariomycetes, Sordariales, Sordariaceae. The coding region runs from base 1 to 429 and encodes 142 amino acids. The transcript is spliced from 2 exons.